Fusarium oxysporum Fo47 is the source of this 432-nucleotide messenger RNA. RefSeq lists its product as uncharacterized. Lineage: Eukaryota; Fungi; Ascomycota; Sordariomycetes; Hypocreales; Nectriaceae. The coding region runs from base 1 to 432 and encodes 143 amino acids. The record is from RefSeq and is a predicted model, not a curated record. The transcript has a single exon.
AUGCACUUCUCCAGUCUCGCCGCCAUCAUGGCCCUCGCAGCCACCGCCGCAGACGCAGCAAAAAUCAACCUCGAAAUCGGCUACUUCUCAACCAUCGUACCCCCCAUCGGCGGCAACAUCCCCGGCAUCGGCUGCGGUCCUUGGGCACUCGCCACAGCAGCCGACGGUUCUACCAAGAGUCCCACCGGCAUGAGUGGAGGAGAUGAGUGCCCCAAUGCAGAGCUGAGAAACUUCUGUCAGCGGUUUGGAUGUCCUCAGACGCUGAGAUUCGGCGACACGCUUGCCUUUCAGAUUCAGUCUGGUAGUGGGCAGAGUCUUACGGUCAAAGGGAGUGUUCUUAAUGGAAAGUCGCAGACUUUGACGUGUGGACGAUCUUUCCUGACGCACUCGGGGAAUAAAUACCGUACUAAUAUUUGUUACUUUGAUCUUUGA